GAGCUUUGUCUGGCGAAGCGUUCGGCUGUGCAAUGUGUCCCAUCUGCUGUACGCUUCUCCUUAUAGCAGGGUUUUUGGUACUGGUCUACGUAUUCCUCACCUGGAAUUUUGACUACUGGAGAAAGAGGGGCAUCGAAACAGCUGAAUCAUGGCCAUUUGUGGGCAGUUUUCCCAGCAUGUUUACCAAAAAGCGUAACGUUGCCUACGACAUCGAUGACAUCUAUCAGCAGUACAAGGAAACCGACAACAUGGUGGGUGUGUUCACCACGCGACGUCCCCAGCUGCUGGUGCUAUGCCCGGAAUAUAUAAACAAGAUUUAUGCUAGUGACUUCCGUUGCUUCCGCGACAAUGAAAGAGGAAAUUUCGUGGACAAGAAGGUGGACAAGAUUCUGGGCAACAAUCCUUUCGUCCUGAAAGGCGAUGAAUGGAAGGAAAGAAGGGCGGAAAUCACGCCGGGCUUGUCGCUCAAUCGAGUCAAGGCCGUGUAUCCAGUGUCGCAGAGUGUUUGUAAACAGUUUGUAGAAUAUAUAAGAAGACAGCAGCGCAUGGCCAACUCCGAGGGAUUGGACGCCAAGAGACUGUCCCUCUGCUACACCACCGAAGUGGUGUCCGACUGCGUCCUGGGCAUAUCCGCACAGAGCUUUACGGACACCCCAACUCCCCUGCUGGCAGUAAUCCAGCGGGUGUUUAACUCAUCCUUCAAGUUCAUCUUGUACGGCGUGCUAGCCAACAUCUGGCCCCCAAUUCGCAGGUUCUACAGUUUACCCUUGUUCAACAAGGAGGCGGAGGAGUUCUUCUUCGACCUCAUGGGGAGGUGCAUCGCAUUAAGGCGAGAGAAAGUUGAACAGCAGCGCGAUGACUUCCUCAACUACAUGCUGCAGUUGCAGGAGAAGAAGGGUCUGGCUGACUCCGAGCUCACCGCUCAUACGAUGACUUUCCUCACUGAUGGAUUCGAGACCACAGCUUUGGUGCUAUCGCAUACCCUCUUAAUGCUGGCUCGUCAUCCCGAGCAGCAGCAAAAGGUGCGGGAUGAGAUUGGCAAGGCGGAACUGAGCUUCGAGCAGUUGACCGAACUGCCCUACCUGGAAGCCUGCAUUCAUGAGACAUUGCGUUUGUUUUCGCCACAGUUGACUGCUCGCAAACUGGUAACCGAGCCAUAUGAAUUUGCCAACAAAAAUGGCUCCUUCUUGCGAUUGCAUCCCGGAGACGUGGUCAUCAUACCCGUAAAUUCCCUGCACCACGAUCCCCAGUAUUAUGAAAACCCGCAUAUGUUUAAGCCAGAGCGAUUCCUUGAAGCCAAUGGCGGUGUGAAAAAGUAUCGUGAUCUGGGUGUGUACCUUCCAUUUGGCAAUGGACCUCGCAUUUGUCCAGGCAUCCGAUUUGCUUUAACUCAACUCAAGGCAGCUCUGGUGGAGAUCGUAAGAAAUUUCGAGAUCAGCGUUAACUCCAAGACGCGAUCGGAUAAUCGGUUGAGUGACACUUUUUAUUGGGCCACUCUCAAGGGCGGUAUUUGGCUAGAAUUUAUGGAGCGAUAUAUGCAACAGGUAGACGAACCUUCUGACCACAUAAGUUCAAAUGAAAUGAUUGCGGCUGCUCAACUGACCUCCAGUUCGUUUGCAUCCGCGUUGGCGAGCGGUUGUGUCAUGUGUCCGAUUUCCACGGCUCUUUUUUCGAUUGCGGCCAUUCUGGCCUUGAUCUAUGUCUUCCUGACCUGGAACUUUAGCUACUGGAAGAAGAGGGGCAUUCCUACGGCGAAGUCAUGGCCUUUUGUGGGCAGUUUUCCCAGCAUUUUCACACAGAAGCGCAACGUGGUCUACGACAUGGAUGAGAUCUAUGAGCAGUACAAGAACACCGAUAGCAUUGUGGGAGUGUUCCAAACCAGGAUUCCACAACUAAUGGUCACCACUCCAGAAUAUGCGCACAAGGUAUUUGUUAGCGACUUCCGCAGCUUCCACGACAAUGAGAUGGCCAAGUUUACCGACACCAAGAAGGAUCCCAUUCUGUCGAACAAUCCCUUCAUAUUGACUGGUGAGGCCUGGAAAGAAAGACGCGCUGAGGUCACACCCGGACUUUCGGCAAAUCGGGUGAAAGCUGCCUAUCCCGUCUCGCAGCGCGUUUGCAAAAAGUUCGUGGAAUAUAUAAAGCGACAGAGCCUAAUGGCCGCCUCCCACGGACUAAAUGCCAAGGAUAUCUGCUUGUGCUACACCACCGAAGUGAUUUCCGAUUGUGUCCUGGGCAUUUCCGCCCAGAGUUUCACGGAUAAUCCCACACCGAUGGUUGGAAUGACGAAGCGCGUCUUCGAACAGUCUUUCGGCUUUAUCUUUUACACGGUGGUCGCCAAUCUAUGGCCACCAAUCACGAAGCUCUUCAGCGUUUCGCUUUUUGCCAAGGACGUGGCUGAGUUCUUUUACGACAUCAUGAGGAAGUGCAUCCAGGUGCGGCGGGAAAGUCCGGCGGCACAGCAGCGAGAUGACUUCCUCAACUACAUGCUGCAGUUGCAGGAGAAGAAGGGACUGGAUGCGUUGGAGCUGACCUCGCAUACCAUGACAUUUCUAACGGACGGAUUCGAGACCACCGCACAAGUGCUUACCCACACUCUCCUUUUCCUGGCCCGCAAUCCCGAGGAGCAGCGGAAAUUGAGGGAGGAGGUCGGUACCGCCGAGCUGUCCUUUGAACAGAUAAGCGAGCUGCCCUUCACUGAAGCCUGCAUCCAUGAAACCUUGCGAAUUUUCCCACCUGGCUUGGCUGCCCGCAAGGUGGUAACGGAGCCCUACGAGAUUGCGAACAAAAAUGGAGUAAGCGUGAAACUGAACCCCGGAGAUGUUGUCAUCGUUCCAAUUAACGCCUUGCACAACGAUCCCCAAUACUACGAGGACCCUCAAUCCUUCAAGCCAGAGCGAUUCUUGGAUGGUGGAGCCAAGAAGUACAGAGAUCAGGGUGUAUACUUUGGUUUUGGCGAUGGACCACGCAUUUGUCCCGGUAUGCGCUUUUCACUCACCCAAAUCAAGGCAGCCCUGGUCGAGAUCGUGCGAAACUUUGACAUCAAGGUUAAUCCCAAAACGCGCAAGGAUAAUAUAAUAGAUGAUACCUACUUUAUGGCUGCCUUGAAAGGCGGCGUUUGGCUGGACUUUGUUGAGCGCAAAUAGUUAUUCAACAUUAAUACAUUAUAUAUUAGAUAUAGUUUAGAUACAGUUGCAUACAUAGUAUAUUUCAAAACACCGAUAA
Molecule: messenger RNA, 3225 nt
Organism: Drosophila yakuba
Lineage: Eukaryota; Metazoa; Arthropoda; Insecta; Diptera; Drosophilidae
Exons: 13
Coding region: 33-3146 (1037 amino acids)
Molecular function (GO): iron ion binding; oxidoreductase activity, acting on paired donors, with incorporation or reduction of molecular oxygen; heme binding
Source: RefSeq, a predicted model, not a curated record